AGUGGAGGUCAGUGGAUGGGACAGCGUCUUCAACUCUGGGCUGGGGAACAACACUGUUAACCACAACCAGAAACAGACUGUCGAACACAAAACAACCGAAUUUAGUCUCCGUGACAACAGACUGGCUGAGACCAGGGCGAGGCGUAGAUUUUGUCUGCGGGGACGGGGAGGUGUCGGUAUGCAGCUGGAGAGAACAGACACUGACUCGGCUAGCGAUGCUCCGUCCUGCUCCUAUAGUUGUGAUUCAGAGAGACUGAUGGCGCCUCAGGUUAACCCCCUAACAGAUGCUGCCUUCAGCCUGCCUUCUAUAGGAUCUAUCAACUGGAACAUGGAUCCUGAGACAACACAGACACUCCCUGGCCUUCAUCCUCCUCACACUCUUCUAAUGUUAAACCAGACCUCAGACAAUGCCAGUGCCUCAACAUUAAAUGGCUGCACAAGCCCAUUGACAAAUGAGAGUAGUAGAGACGAAAUCGGUAAAAGUGGCAGCGCCAAAGACAAACGCUUUCCGUGUUCAUUUUGUGGGAAAGCCUUCCGUUUGCCCAAACAGGUGGAGAUCCACCAGAGGAUGCACACAGGGGAGAAACCUUUCAGCUGCCACCUGUGCCGGGCCAGUUUUUCAGACUCGUCCAACCUGAAGAGGCACCAGAGGGUCCACACAGGGGAGAAACCCUACAGCUGCCCCCAGUGUGAGAAGAGGUUCUCCCGCCAGCACCAUAUGAAGAUGCACCUGAAAGUCCACACGGGAGAGAGGCCAUUCACCUGUACACACUGCGGGAAGAGGUUCUCAGAGAGGAGCUACCUCAGGGUACACCAACAGAAAAUGCACACGGCCCAUAUAUAGUGACAUGUAACGUAGUACUACUACUUAGUACUAAUUCUGUUGGUUUUGGAUAUAGUAGGGAAGUGGACGAGGUGAACUGAACUGAAGAAAUAAUGAGACAUAGAAGAUCAGGGGUUAGCAACAGGAUUUAGGGGAUUUGUUUUUGGUUUAAAAAAAAGACCAGGAAUUCAGCUUAAAGUAUUCCCACAAAUAAAAAAAAGUAUCUCAAUGUAAUCAAGGUAUGAAAUUCUUGUUAUUUUUCAAUACAAUCUCUUUGGGCUUAGUUGUGGUCAUUUUGCAGUGUACAAAUAAUAAUUAUUUUCCAUCCCCUUGACCAUUCGCUCCGAGAAAGAUUCAGCCCGCAGCUGAGUCUAGUUGCCUACCCCUGGAGUAGAUGAUAUGGUCAUGGUUGGGGUAUACUACAAUGCUUCAUUGAUGAGUGGGACAACCUUGUCCUGUUGUUUUGAUGAGGAAAUGAUAAUGCCUUAAUUCAUGUUUACUUAUACUGAUCAUGACAAUGGGGUGAAACUCCAGGACAACAGUUGUGAUAUUUAUUUAAUUUUUUCCAUUAUUUUACCA
Molecule: messenger RNA, 1402 nt
Organism: Salvelinus sp. IW2-2015
Lineage: Eukaryota; Metazoa; Chordata; Actinopteri; Salmoniformes; Salmonidae
Source: RefSeq, a predicted model, not a curated record